Cladocopium goreaui is the source of this 609-nucleotide messenger RNA. The record is from the annotation of a GenBank genome assembly. Lineage: Eukaryota; Dinophyceae; Suessiales; Symbiodiniaceae.
CUUCAGGGCCUUCAGCUAGGCCGAGCCAGGACCUGUGCCGCAGGUCCCGUGCCAUGGCGUCAGCUGCGUCAGCUCGGUCAGCUCGGUCAGCUCGGUCAGCUCUUGCUCUGGCGACUUUAGCCUUGGUGAGUGGUCACGUUUUCUCAGGCACGUUUGCAGCCAACAGGCAGGCUGUCAACCGAUCCGGCAGACUGCCCAGAUCAGCACAGACAGACCCCAACUUCGCAGUAAAUGUUGGAGAGGCCACCGACACUUUGAGGAACGACCAUGCCCAGAUUCCUCGAUUGGCUCCUGGUUUGAAUGUGGCAGAUCCAAGAGUUUCCUUGGAAAUUGCGCAGGCUGCCAAGGGUGCCUUCAGCGACUUGCAGCGGACAGUUCCAGCGGUGAAAGACCUUUUCUCAGCAGGAGAUUUCCUGAAGCAAGCAGAGGAUUGGACUUCGCAACAAGGCACCCAAGCACCUGUGGAAAGAGUGGUUGAGUUCAACUCCAUCUACGAGCUGGAUUGUUGGAGUGGCCGCAUUGUGAGACACACCCUAGAGUUUCGAUCCCCGGAAGAAAACUUUGAUUUGCUGGGAGCCUUGCAAGGAAUGCCAGCCCGUUAGACAAAAA